CUGAUCUUUGGAUCUUCUUGCCUAUCCGGUCAGCGCCAGCUCCUGUGUGCCUGUCGGCUGUCGGCCAGCCACGAGCAAAAAAGCCAAGAUGAAGGUGUUUUUCCUGUACGAUGCCUUCAAUAGCAUGAGUCAGAGCGCAUACCUGCACGUCACCGCCAUAGGCCACAAGGUACGCACGCGCGGCAUGCAGUGCAGUCUGAGAACAAGGCAGUCACUUGGUUGGUUCCCUGGUCUCGCAUCGCAUUGCCUUGCCAGGUCGUCAGGACCGAGUACGUCUCGCUGAGGCACACGCUGGAUCUGCUGGCCGCCGAGCAGAAGACGGGUCGCCCCGUGGACGUAAGCAAGAUCAUAUCAUACCUUUCCUACCUCCCUUCCUCUCACACCCGGCCCACUCUCUCAAGAGAUGCAUUCAUUCAUAUAGUCUGCAAUGCUCCUGCCUGCCUGCCUUCCAAAAUAUGUUUAUUAGGUGAUGCUGUGCCCCUUCCUGACCAAGAUCGUUCCCGAGGAGCUCUACAACCACCCCCACAUCCCCUGCCUCAUCGUACACCCAGGUGGGUAGGCACGGCCGCUCACUGCAUCCGCCCACACCACACCAUCGACGUGUGUGCAGGUGUGGUGGGCGACAGAGGGGCCAGUAGCAUCGACUGGGCACUCAUGCGCGGCGAGCUCGAGUGGGGCGUGACUGUCAUGCAGGUGUGCGGGUGCGUGCAGGCUGCACCAGACAGACAGACAGACACACAGACUGACUGACACAAACGGUCCUUGCUUGAUGGGGUGUGCUCUGCGGGUGCAGGCCGCCGAGGAGGUCGACGUUGGUGAUGUGUACGCCACGACCACGGUGUCCCUGCGCCGCCCUCACGCCUUUAGCCCGCCCCUGACCAAGAGCAGCGUGUAUCGGCGCGAGGUCAAUCAGGCGGCCAUGGCAGCCAUCACCGAGGCCCUCACCAUGGUGGAGAACGGGGUCGCGCCGAUGCCGCUCGAGUGCCUGGCCCACAAGGGGACGUUCCUGCCAUGCAUGAGGCAGAAAGAGCGCAAGAUUGACUGGUCCAUGGAGGCGGCCGAGGUGGUGCGGCGCUGCAACGCCUCGGAGACGCAGCCUGGCGUCCUCGAAGUCUUCAACGGUCAGUUAGCCAGGGAGAGGAAACCGAUUGACACGUGUGUGUGUGAGUGAGAGUGUGUGUGUGCAGGCGAGAGUUACCUGUUGUAUGGCUUCUCGACUGAGUGCCUGAUGGACCUGUCGCAGUGCGCCCUCCCUCCCAAGUCGCUCAUCGGCCACCGGGAGGGUGCGGUGCUCGUCAAAUGUGGUGGCAACACGGCCAUGUGGGUGUCGCAGGCCAAGCGGCUCAACACCAAGGAAAGCAGGUUCUUCAAGGCGCCCCCCGUGAAUGUGCUCAGCAAACACAUCACCGGGUCCCUGCCCGAGCUGACGCUCGACUCGCCGCCCUCUGGCUGCCGGUGGGCAGCCUGCCCAAGACAAAGCAGGACAUCUGGGCCUGGAAACAUCGGGUGGGUAAAGACAAGACCGCCGGAGCGACGCGCGAGCAAUGGUGCGUAUGUGUGUGUGUGCAGGGGGUGUGUCAUCUUUGGUUCGACUUCUACAACGGUGCCAUGAGCACUGACCAGGGACGGCGUCUUGCGGAGGUGCUGCAGCGCGUCAAGACAGAGAGCGACGUUCGGGUGCUGGUGCUCAUGGGCGGACUCAACUUCUUCUGGUACACACACAUCGACAGACACAACACAUCUGGCUGCGCUGCCCUUGUCGUGGCUGCAGCAACGGGAUCCACCUAAAUGUCAUUGAGGCAGCCGGAGGGAUGCAGGAGCAGGCCGACGAGUCAUGGUGAGUGACUGAGGGUGUGCACCUUCCUGCACACACACACACACACACACACCACAGCUGUAGCAGAGUGUGUGUGUGUGUGUUAGGGCCAACAUCAACGCGAUAGACGAUGUGGUGCGCGAGGUGCUGCUGUGCCACGACAAACUCACCAUCUCGGCCAUGAGUGGCAACGCGGGAGCUGGUGCGCCAACCAACACACACUGAUUGAUUGAUGCACUAACUGUCACAGACAGACGACAAUGACAAUGGCCGGCCUGGUGUGCCUGCAGGUGGCGUGAUGGCAGCACUGGCAGCCGACUACGUGUGGACACACCCACGGGUCGUGCUCAACCCUUCCUACAAGGUAGGUAGGAGGGUGCGUGGCAGCCACCUUGUGUGUGCCUUGCCCAUGAGGUGUCUGUGUGUGUCUGGGUGUGUGCGUGUGUGUGCUGUGAAGGCGUUGGACCUCUACGGCAGCGAAUACUGGACCUACUCGCUGCCGAAGCGCGUGGGCCACCACCAGGCGCUGGCCAUCACCGAAGGCAGCGAGCCGAUGUCGGCCAAGCAGGCCCUCGGCCUCGGGAUGGUCGAUAGGGUCUUCGGCACGGAUCCUGACAGCUUCGUGGCGGCCGUCAUCCGCGAGGCAGAGGCGCUGGUGGAUGACCAGGCCAGUCUCGACGCACUCCUGGACACCAAGAGGGAAAUGGUGGACGCCGAUUCGUUCCGAAGCCUCCUGGCCGACCACCGCCGAAGGGAGCUGGAGAGGAUGAAGGCCUGCUUCCAGAUGCCGUCGUACCACACCAAGUCAGUGCGGUUGACACAGACAGACAGACAGACCGACAUUGGCCAGACACAAGAGUUGGUGUGUGGCAUGUGGUGUGCCUGCCAGGCGAAGGGCCUUCGUCUACAAGUCCAAGGCUGACAACCCCAUCAAGGCCAAGUGGUCGUGCCUCGCGUGAACGACGCCCCGACCGACCCACACUGGCUUGUAAUGUGCAUGUCUGUCUGCAUGUCCUUCAUGGUGUGAGCGCACGGACGAAACGUCUGGGUGCUCUGACCUACCUGACCUGGUUUGCUCGAUUUUUGCAUUCCAGUCGGUCAGUGCUAUGCUAUCGUGCAUUCCUGCUGUCUGUGUGUGUGUGUGUGUGUGUGUGUGUUGGGUUCGUCUGUACCUCCCGGCCUCUGGGGGGGAGAAUAUGUGAGUGGAUGUAUGUGCGUCUAUUCUAUGGAUGCUGAACGGCGCCUCGGGGGCGGGCGGUGGGGAAGAUCGAUGAGAUCGAUGCAUCCAUCCAUCCAUCCAGCCCAUCCCCUGCAUACCAUCCAGUACAGUACCAUUCAUUCGUACAGUGAGUGCACUCGAGGCACUAUUGAUGAGGCAGGCCUGCGCAUGCCUAUGUCUGUGAGAAUGUGACUGAUUUCUGUCCGUCUAUGUCCGUCUGUCUGUCUGUCUGUCUGUCCACUGACUGCACUGUGAGAGAAAGCGAUGCCGAUGCGAUGCGCUAGUCUGACUGUGUGUGCGAUGGAUGACCGUUCACGAGAGGGCAAACUGAGUGCUCUCUCGAUGUGACACACACACAUGGCGUGUGGCAGGCGUUGCUGUACUCACUGGUCGUGUACAAUGAAGGGACGUGCUUCAUGCAAUGUUUGAAUCAAGUGCGUGGGUGCGUGUGCUGUCUUUGCUGUGCUGUGCUGUGCUGUGGUAUGGUACCACAGACCGAGGCUUUUUUACCUUGGUCUUGGGCUUUCAUGGCCACGUGUGUGUACUGCAAACAUGAUGGGCUAAUCUUUCCGUGCACUGCCCGCAUCCAUCCAUUGCUGGGGAGAGAGAGAGAGAAAGAGAGAGAGGACAUCGAUGCUAUGGCCGUGAUUUGGAUGUGAUUUGGCCGCCCCGCUGCUGUCUUGCUGCUGUUGUGGUGGUCAGUACGUCAGAGGUAGACCAGUCUAUCAGCUUUCCAUCACGGGAUUUGCCCUCCAUGGAUGCGACAAUGAGUACGUUGGGACAUUUGCUCUGAGGAUUGGAAGCUUGAGAUCAUG
Molecule: messenger RNA, 3850 nt
Organism: Vitrella brassicaformis
Lineage: Eukaryota; Vitrellaceae
Source: the annotation of a GenBank genome assembly